CUUUCGGGAAGUUUCGGGUACCAGGUCAGGUACUUGCCGUACAGGCUACCAAUGGAAUGCAAGCGCUUUAAAGGUUUUAAGCUUUCCAUGUUUUACUUUUUGGCAAGGAAGGUCUCAAGCACAUUUAAUAGCAAUUAUAUCCGGGAAACAUCAGCAGCAUUGCUGCUGCUGGCCUGACCAACAUGACUCUGUGGGGUUAUAUUAUAUCAAACACGUCACAAAGCGCUGGCCGUCUCCUUGCGUUUGGAGCGCUGUGCAUUGGUGGAACGUAUGCAGUCGGUACAGCAUUUAGCAAAGCGACGACUGGACCCCUCGACAUGAAGCAGAGCAAGAUUGUGUCAAGCCAGAUGUCAUAUGACAACAAGCGUGUUGCAAGUGCGCAGCAGCAGCGCUUGAGCACCAUGCUGAAGGACAUAGCCGAAGGAAAGGGUGAUGACCACUGGAAGGCGGCCAUGAGGGGAACGCUCGUGCCCCACCCACUAGCUGAGAACAAGACGGAG
Messenger RNA from Astrephomene gubernaculifera, 500 nucleotides. Lineage: Eukaryota; Viridiplantae; Chlorophyta; Chlorophyceae; Chlamydomonadales; Astrephomenaceae. The record is from the annotation of a GenBank genome assembly.